AUGCACGCCAACCCCCCGGCCCUGAUGAACGACUCGCCGAUCUCCGUCGAUCGGCGAUCCAUCGACCUCGGCGGGUCCCUCCAGUCCCUUGAGGCCCUGGCGCCGGGCGGGCCCGCGGGCGCGCAGCUUGGGGGAGAUCGGUCGCCCAUCAUGACCCCGUCGCUGAGCCCGUGUUCCUCGCCCGGGGUGCUGAUCCACGACGGCAUGGGCGCGGCCACAUCCACGGGGUCCGUGGGAGGGAUCAAUUCCAACGCUGGCUCCCCCGCAAGACCGUGUUUCUCGCGCUUGAGCGGCUACACGAAUGAUGAGUCGGUGAGGAGGACGAUGGAGGGGUCGCCCUUCGUGUCGGCACCUCCCACCCUGCUGCAGGGCGUCCUGGGAUCGCCAGCGGUCGUCCAGUCCAGUCCGGCCCAGUCCUGUCCAGUCGUCCAGUCGCCCGACUGCGGCCUGACCGCAACCGACCCCCUUCGAAUGUGCCACAGCGCCACGGUGCCGGAGCGCGUGUCCAUCUGGAGCCCGCUGGUCUCGCCCAUCCAGCCAAUCGGUUCCGGUUCACCAAUACAACCCACGGGCUCGGCUUCGCCCAGGCUUCGGAGCAGCUUCGGGGACCUUCCGCACCUGUGGAGCCCGGAGGGGUCGCGCGCAGGCCACGCGACCUCGCCCCAGACUUCCCCGACGGCGCACCCCGGACACGUGGCCCCGCCCCAGAUUUGUCCGACAGCGUGCGUCGGCCACGUGGCGCGAGGCGGUAUUUCUCGGGCGGCGCGUGCCAGCCACGUGGCCCCCGGCGAGAUGUCGCCGACGUCAGGCCGGGGAGUCGCCGACGCGGUGCGGCGGUGCGUGGAGGAGGCGCGCGCCGCGAGGCCCCAGGUUUCUCCAGAUUGGACCCUAAGGACCCAUGUUUCGCCGGAGAGGACCCUGGGUCCCCAGAGUUCGCCGGAGCGGGCUCUUGGGCCCGAGGAGGGGCGCGUGGGAGCCCACCAGAGGGCGGGGCACCGGAUGGGGAGGGUGCUGAGCCACUGCGGGGGGGCGGUGAUGACCGUGGACGGCGUGCCAGGGCAGAUGGGGCAGAAGCGUGGGGCGGUGGGGAGGAGGGCCAUAUGGGCAGGCGCGGCCAAGAGGGACGAAGUCGAGCCGCCCUUCAAGUGGAUCAUGCCCAGCG
Molecule: messenger RNA, 1162 nt
Organism: Ostreobium quekettii
Lineage: Eukaryota; Viridiplantae; Chlorophyta; Ulvophyceae; Bryopsidales; Ostreobiaceae
Source: the annotation of a GenBank genome assembly